Drosophila willistoni is the source of this 1169-nucleotide messenger RNA. It is a transcript of the gene Uev1A, whose product is annotated as ubiquitin-conjugating enzyme E2 variant 2. Gene Ontology annotation, cellular component: nucleus. Bases 44 to 487 code for a protein of 147 amino acids. Lineage: Eukaryota; Metazoa; Arthropoda; Insecta; Diptera; Drosophilidae. The transcript has 4 exons. Gene Ontology annotation, biological process: DNA damage tolerance; protein K63-linked ubiquitination. The record is from RefSeq and is a predicted model, not a curated record.
AGUGUGUCCAACGUGCCCAUUGGUCACACUAUUUUAUACCACAAUGGCGAAUACAUCGGCGAAUAGUACCGGCGUUGUGGUUCCACGAAAUUUCCGCUUACUGGAGGAGCUGGAUCAGGGCCAAAAGGGUGUGGGCGAUGGCACCAUCUCCUGGGGUCUUGAGAACGAUGAUGACAUGACGCUAACCUAUUGGAUUGGCAUGAUCAUUGGUCCGCCACGAACGCCCUUCGAGAAUCGAAUGUAUUCAUUAAAGAUUGAAUGCGGCGAACGUUAUCCCGAUGAGCCACCAACGCUCAGAUUUUUAACUAAAGUAAAUAUUAAUUGCAUUAAUCAGAAUAAUGGAGUGGUUGAUCAUAGAUCAGUUCCAAUGUUGGCCAGAUGGAGUCGCGAGUAUACCAUUAAAACGAUGCUUCAUGAAAUACGUAGAAUUAUGACCAUGAAAGAGAAUUUGAAAUUGGCACAGCCGCCAGAAGGAAGCUGUUUUUAGUCAAGAUGAUGAUCAGCGCCCUUAGAAGAAGAUGAUGAUGAUGAUGAUGAUGAUAAAAUGUUGAUGAUGAUGAUGAAAAACACAAGAAACAGAAGCGGAACCAACCAGCGAGAAAGAAAGAGAGGAGAAACAUAAUACAAUACACACACACACCCACACCCAACACACACACACAUAACAUAAGCUAAAUGUGUAAAGAACAAGAAAAAAAAAAGAAAUAGGAGAAGCUGAUGCGGAAAGGCUGGAACAGGAAGAGAGUUCAGCAAAAAGAUGAAGACGAAGGAAAAGAAAGAUGGAUAAUGGUUGAAUAGAUGAUUGAGAUAAGGAUUGGCUUGGAUUGGAUUGGAUGCAGUGCAGCGCUUGUGUGAAGUUCUAGAAAUAUAGAUACGAAAACGAAAAAAAAACAAACAUCCAUGAAAUGAAAAAUGCAUGUUAUACUAUAAGUAAAACAACCAACAACAACAACAACGUCACUAAAAAUGAUCGUCGUCCCUUCCGUCAUCAUAUAUAUAUAUAUAUAAAAACAAAAACAACUAAAGAAAGAUCCAGAUUUUAAUCAUUGUUUUUUUUUCCUCGCCCCUCCCCUUUUUUUUUUUAAUUUUCUGUCACUUUCAUUCUAUUAUUUUUCCCCUUCUUCCUCAUCCUCCUCCAAAAGAAAGAUUAAAAACACAAAACAAACAUA